AUGGGGCAUCACAUGCGGGAGGAUGGAGAACCUACCAAAAUGGAAGAAGGAGCUGCCGGAUACGAGGAUAGAACCCCGGUCGAGAGCGAAAGCCUUUCGGAGGGCAGGAUUCGACAGCUGGAGGACGGUAAAUUGGGAGAAUCAAAAUCACAGAGGUCGAGAAGAGCACUGAACCAGACAGUAGGAAAACAUGUGAAGAGCCUGAGUAAGGACUCAAACAGCCUAAUAUACCACCAGCAGAAGAUGAAGCAAGUGAAUUCAGACAUGGAUCUGGACGAACAAGGAGGGACUGAGAGUGAGGGGACUGAAACAGAUGAUGAAGGAAAAGUUGAACAGGACGUCAGGAACGCACUGGCGGAUGAGGCAGCAAAGAAAGCUGCCGUAGAGCCUGCGCAGAUGAUGGCCCUAACUCAGCCCGAGGAGAGUCAGCUGCGGCAUUCACAGGAAGACAAUGUGGCCCACUUAGUGGAGCUGCAGAACACCGCAGGGGUGGCUGAAAUAUCGAUGUGGAUAAAACAGGGGGUGAACAAAGAGGCGGUGCUUAUUUCACUUAUCCGAGUCGGACAAGCUCAAGCAGUGUUUAAACCAGUUCUGUCUGUGGAACCGAAUUCACCUCAAAUAUUCAGAGGAGAGACGGUUACACUCACAUGUAGGAUUUCAGGAUGGAGUGGACCGUACUACUGGUACAAAGAUGGUGGUUAUAGUCACAGUUCUGCUGAAAAUUACUACACUAUAAAUGUAGAUCAGAGUCACAAAUACAGCUGUUACGGGUCUAUUUAUCGACGGUCAACGCCAUGGAGUAAUGAAGUGACUCUCUCAGUGAUAGAGAGACCAAAAGCCAUUCUGACUCUGCAGCCUGAUGGACAGAUAUUCAGUGGACAGGAAGUCACUUUCACAUGUGAAAUACGAGGACAUGCAGACACUGAGUGGAUGUACAACUGGUAUAAAGAUGGUGUCCAAAUAUCCUUCUACACUGAGAACAGGAAAUAUUCAUUCACUCCUGUAGAGUCUCUCAGCGCUAAAUACACCUGCAGCGGACGGAGAAGAAGCGACUCUCAGACCUCAGAGACCAGCAACACUGUUACACUCACUGUGUCAGAAAAACCCAAACCGACUGUGAGAGUGAAUCCUCAGCGCUACGUCUACACUGGAGACAGAGUUACUCUGAACUGUAAUCUGCUGUCUAAUGGAUGGACUUUUCUCUGGUACAUAGAUCGAGUCCAAGUAGCUGAAGACACCAACACACUCCAUGAUACAGUCUCUAAUGCAGGAGAAACAGUGUAUCAGUGUAAAGCACGCAGAGGAAACUACGACUCAGAGCUCAGUGAUCCAGUUACACUUACAGUUAGAGCGCUCCCAAAACCUGUGGUGUCCAUAAAUCCUGAUGAACAGGUGUACAGAGGAGAGACUGUCACUCUCAGAUGUGACAUACAGGAUGAAGAGGACUCUGACUGGAUCUACAGCUGGAAUAAAGAUGGUUCUGGUGUCAGUAGUGAACAGGAGUACAGAAUCAGUAGUGCUGAAACAUCUCAUGCAGGUAAAUACACCUGUAGAGGAAGAGAGAGAGGAGACUCACACUCCUCACACACCAGUGAUGCUGUUACACUGACUGUAUCAGAUGGAAAAGCUCCACUGUCGGUACUGAAGCUCCUCAGCAGUGCAGUAGCGGCCUCUCCGUAUGUGCUGGUGACCAUCAUUCUGGCAGUGAAAUGUUACAGAGCUCGAACUGACCCUGAUGAGGACAACAGACCGUACAGAGUGAUAGAAGCUGAAACGUCUGUCUGAGUCUCAGGUGUUUACAUUAUUUUAUCAUCUAGCUUUUAUAUAACAGCAGCUCCCCGUGCAACAGAGAACACUGCAUUUAGCCCAUGGAGCUGUAACGUGGUGAACGAACGACUCUGACCCGAAGACUUGAGAGCUGAAUUAAUCAUUUCUGUUUCCGGGGAACAGACGUGAGAAAUGCGACGUGACAAAAGAAAGAACGACUCGGAUCGGGAGGUGAACAAACAGACUGUAUAGCCUGAAGACCUAAUGCUAAGCUAUUAAUUAAUCAUUUCUGUUUCUCAUAAUUUGGCCUUGGCUGCAACAGCCUAUAUUUUUAUUUUUUAUUCCAAAUGUGAUCGUUUACAUAAGUACUAGAUGUGUUGGUGAAUUUAACAUGUAACAUUUUAAUUAUAUUCUGCUGAAAUGAAAAAUGACUUGAAAAAAGAUUUGUUCAUUUUGCUGAAGGAGAUUCAAAGAUCCGAGUCAGUAAAAUGGUCCGAACUUCCCAUCACUACUGCUCACUGCAGAGCCAAAUAGAUGGAGCUGGACGUCUAGCUCCACCUCUCUUGAUCUAGUCUAGUAAUCUAUGGGUCUAGUCUAGUUCCACGUCUAUGGCUCAUUUCGCCACCUACUGGCUGUUAACAUCAAUGCAAGCCCUUCAUUAGAUCAAACUUACCUAAUGGGGAAAAAAAUGUUGAUUGUUGAUGCACCAAGGUUAGGUCAAAGUAACCAUGAGACUUGCAUGGAACUGGAGAUGCUGGCAUAGCUAAUAUUGCCUCAUCUUUCUUUAACAUUUUUCAUGAUUUCAUGAUUUUUCUGCACUGUUUCUGUGACAAACUGCAUGACUAGACUACCUUCUUUUUUCCACCCACUGUAUUAAGGCUAUGUCACGAGUCGUGGUCAAGCCAGAAGCAGGUGCAGAUAAUGACUUUUAUUGAAGCAAACGUACUAUGAAACAAAGACACUAAGACAACUUGAAAAAACACUGUGGCAUGAAACAAAACACUGAGACAUAAACAACAUGAGUCUAAGACAACGAAAGACAAGCUAAUGGUGCAGACAAGGACUAUAUAUACACAUGAGUGCUUAUUACUCAAAACAUGAAUCAGGUGCAGGUGGUCAUGUGACAACUAGAGAAGUGCAGUGACUGAUGUGAAGUGGAGUCCAGAGUUUCCCGAUACGUGACAGGCUAUGUAAGCAAUUUGUGAAUUUUCUCAGUCAUGUGAUUCAUUAAUGUAAUAAAGUGUGCUCCUAAUAUGCUCUUUGCUUUUAAACAUAGGAACUGAGUUACCCUU
Messenger RNA from Ictalurus punctatus (channel catfish), 3059 nucleotides. Its product is annotated as B-cell receptor CD22. Gene Ontology annotation, biological process: cell surface receptor signaling pathway. The record is from RefSeq and is a predicted model, not a curated record. Gene Ontology annotation, molecular function: transmembrane signaling receptor activity. Lineage: Eukaryota; Metazoa; Chordata; Actinopteri; Siluriformes; Ictaluridae. The transcript has 9 exons. Bases 1 to 1785 code for a protein of 594 amino acids.